This is a messenger RNA of Bactrocera neohumeralis, 4929 nucleotides long. RefSeq names its product ras-related protein Rap-2a. Gene Ontology annotation, molecular function: GTPase activity; GTP binding. Bases 1901 to 2791 code for a protein of 296 amino acids. NCBI's taxonomy places the organism in Eukaryota, Metazoa, Arthropoda, Insecta, Diptera, Tephritidae. The record is from RefSeq and is a predicted model, not a curated record. The transcript is spliced from 6 exons.
GCGUGUUGAACGUACAAGUUCGAAAGCAGCAGCGACCAAGCGAAAAUCAUAAGAAAAAAAUAUUGAAAAAAAAACACCAAAAUAUAAAUACAAAAGGCAAACAGUGAAAGUGUCUGGCAAAAUAAAUGAGCAGCUUAACAAUUUAACGGAAAUUGUGUGCGGAAUUGAAAAUAAAAUUUACCGUUAACUUGUGUUUGAAGGACUUCAAACACAGUGCAGCGGAGAUCAACAGCAUUAAUUGAGUGGAAAACCAAAAACCGCACAAAGUGACCACACAACGGGCAUAUUAAAUAGAAAUACGCUUGUUUACAAAUAUAACGGUAAACAUUAUUUAUGUAUGUGCUACAGCAGAAGUUGAACUAACGUUGCUUUUUUUAUUGAAAAACUUGUUUUGGAAAAUCCGCGUAGUUUGGCAGUUCUUAAGUUCUUAAGAAAAUUGCAACUUUUCAAUAACAACAACAGUGUUUGUUGUUUACAAAAGCAACAAGCAAGCUUAAGCAUAACAACCACACAGUUACAGUUAGCGGGUCGCCAUUGAGGAAGGAAGUGCUGCAACAUUUUUGCGCGCGGAAAUUGCCUAAAUACUUUUGCACCAAUUAGAGCGCCAGCAAAGCGCAUAAAACCAUUUGCAUAUUUGACUGCGGCGAAACACAGCAAAACGUUAGCGUGGAUUAAAAAAUACAACAAAAACAACAAGUAAACACAUUUGGCAACUGCUGUUGGCGGAGAAGACAACAUUUUGGCAGUAAAUAUUUGUGAACGAACGACAAGUGACAGCAGCCAACAGACAAAAACAGCAACAACAAACAGUCGUGCUUGGCAUUUUGUUGCUUGUUUGAAGGGAGAAUUAUAAAAUAGAGAAGGCGGGAUAGAAGAGAUAGAAGAUAAAACGGGAGAGAAGGGUGGCAAACACUCCAGAAAACGCUAAAAGUCAAUAUUUUAGAGGACAAAAAGACGAAAGUAAAGCAAAUAGGAGGAAAAACAAAGAAGUCAGCGUGACGAGCUUUAAACUCACACACACGCACGCAAACAAAGCGCCGUUGAAUGCAAAUAUUAGUGUUAUAAAACAUUGUGUGCACGCCUCACAGCUUUCGCUGGCAAUACAUGCGAGUGUGUGUGUUUAUAUUUGUAUGUAUGUGUGCGCUAUUCCCCCGGCAGCAGAGCAGCUCUUAAGGCGAAUCAAGCAGAACACUCUGUCAUUGUUGUAAAUUAUCCAGCGGAUAUUUAAUACACACAAGAUGUUGCAAAAAGCGCCUUAAAGCGUGCUAAAGAAACAGCAGAAAGCCGCAGUGACAGCGCGACAAUUGAGCCAGAGCAGGCUUGAUUGCUAAAACAACAACUACAAAGCGGUGGCUGCUUGAUUUAUAGCAACGCGCCGCGAAAUACGAGCGCGACAGUACAACAACAACAAGCGCGACAGCACAUUAACUACAUUUGGUGCAGCCACAGAACACGACAACAAAAAAAACAAGAAAACAACAACAAAAAAAGCAAGAAAACAACAACAACAAAAUAAAAAUCGUGAAGCGCUGAGCUCAAACGAAAAUCACCCGAAGUCAUAAAGCGCACAAGCAGCGCCGCGCUGAGCCGAAAAGUGCGCAAACGAGUUGCUGCUUCGACACAAGCAAAGCAAGAAAAGCGGCAAAGUAGAGCUUUGCUUAUCAGAAGCGUGUAAAUUGUAGUUGAACACACUCGCGCAUCAUUCUGGUAUUGCAGCAGUUGUGACACAAUUUGAGCUGCAGUUGUCACACCACUUGCUCGCGAAACCCUCACCUGUAGUGCAACAAUAUACUUGAGCGCCGCUGCGAGUGCGCUGUAAACACCCUUUGGCUUUUGGAAUUUGCACACGUCUUCACGCGCCAGCUUUACUCGCACAACAAUUGCUGCUUACGACGCCAAGAUGCGCGGCCGCCACCUACGCAGACGUUUCAGCUUGCAGCCGUCCUUUAUGAAGGAUGACAGCUCGGAGGAUAAACCGAAACGCGACAAAGUUGGGCGCAACAAUGCCGUGGAUGACGCCAUUGGACCCGCUAACGCACGUCACAAAAUCGUUGUUAUGGGUGCGGCCAAAGUGGGCAAAACUUCCAUAAUCACACAAUUUCUGUACAACACAUUCACCACGAAAUACAAAAGGACCAUCGAGGAAAUGCAUCAAGGCAACUUUUCAAUUGCCGGCGUUAGCCUGACGCUGGACAUUCUAGAUACGGCCGGCUCCUAUGAGUUUCCUGCAAUGCGCGCGCUCUCCAUCUCAUCGGCGGAUGCAUUCAUUCUGGUGUAUGAUGUCACCGAUGCGUCCACAUUCGAGGAGGUGCGCAUGAUACGCGAUCAAAUACACGAGACCAAAGCGACCACAGCUGUGCCCAUUGUGGUGGUGGGCAAUAAAAUUGACCUAGUUGCCGAGAAGGAGGACGCCAGGAAGGUUGAAUAUGCCACCACUGAAUCGGUGGUCACUCUAGACUGGGAGAAUGGCUUUGUCGAAGCGUCUGCGGCGAAGAAUGAAAACAUCACACAGGUCUUCAAAGAGCUGCUAUCACAGGCGAAAAUCACGUACAAUCUGAGUCCAGCACUGCGGCGCCGACGACAAUCGUUGCCACAGCAAGUGGGCAAUAAUGGAGCGGGCACGCCCACCCAUCACCAUCAUCCAUCACAUGCAGCCAACACGUCGGCAGCGGGCAGUGCACACGGCUCCACAUUGCCAUCGCAUGCGCCAACAGCCGCGCAAAUACAACAUUUGCAGAGGAUACAGGAGCGGAGCUUGGGCAGCAAACGGAAUUCGUGCACAAUAUCCUAAAGUCAAUAUGCAGCAGCGAUGGGAGCGGCCGUGGCAGUGACGAACUACUGAAGAAAUGCACAUUUAUCUGCAAAUGCAUACAUACAUACACACAAAUAGGUAAAUAAAGACUCGCCCAUACACUAAGCGACAAUUGAAGGUUUUCAGUCACAAGUAAAUAUUAGAAUUAAAUUUCAUUCCCGUUUUUUGUUUGUUAGUUCAUUUCUACUUCUUCUUUAUUGGCGUAGACACCGCUUACGCGGUUAAAGCCGAGUUCACAACAGCAAGGCUAUUUUCAUCUUUUGGGGGUGUUUUCUACGUGACGUUUUCCAAACCCAGCAUACAACCCUGGGUAGGGAUUGUUCGCCUUCAAACGGAUUCUUUUUGGAUACCCAGAGGAUACUUAGUCUAAGACCGGGAGUCGUGAGCUGCUUGAGCCAUAUGUAAAAAGAAUCGUUUCUGGUCAUUCCCAAGUAAAUGGCGGUCAGAGAACUUUCCUCACUUGCGUGAACUUUUACACAUGACUCCAUCCUCUAAUUAUUAUUAUAUUAUUUCAUUUAACAUUUGGUAUUUCGAUUAUAGAAUAAGACAGAAUUUACCAUUAUUUUUAUUUUACUCGCCUUAGGCUCCACUUAUUAUUUUUUUGAUGAUACAACCCCGUUUUUUCAACAGAAUUUAAACCACGAUUGUAUAGUUUUAUCGAUUCUUGGUCGCUUGAAACUGCAAAGCACCCUUGCCCCACUCACUUUGGAGCGGAACGAAUUGAUUCUCUGUUAUCAUCUUGCAUUCUUGGCGACCAGCACCUGUGCGAAAUCCUUUCGGCCUAUUCUAUGUUACAAGGUAGGAGAUCCACUGAUUCAUUAGGAGAUCUACUCAACCUUAGACAAGUUAUCUUGUCGCAAUCAUUGGAGUUCUUAUAGGACAUUUUCAAAAGGCAUACAUGUGUAAAGGCUAAAGAUCUUGUCGGGCGCAAAAUGUAAAAGUUGAUGAAGGACGAUAAGGUGGUAAUAUGCAGAUACUUUCUUCUCUAUUGUCUAGCCUUUGCAAGACUGAUAUUGAAACAUCUCGGCAAUCAUAUCUUCGGCGAACCAGGAGACAUAGCAGAAACUGACCUUAGCCGCCUCAACAAAUUUGAUAUCGGCACAAAACACUUUAUCGGUUUAUGGAGGGGUGUUUAUGAUUUUAUGAUUACUUUUUGUAGGAGUUUUAGUAAACACAACGGGCAGGAAUUCUAAGCUAUCCAAACUCAUCCCGCGAUAUGAGUAAAGUGGCUCGAACUUAUAUCCUCAAGUUUGGAUACCAAAAAUUGCCCGGACGCAGAUAGAUCAUUGUGAAUGCCGUUAUGUAUAAAAUGGCUCUCUUCUUCUCCUUCUUCUUCUUUAAUGGCUCUCAAUUGUCCUCCAUAGUUUUGGCCUUGUUUGUGUUACAUGAAAUGUGGGCACUACAUACAAUGAUGACUUCUUUUAAGAUGAGAAGUAACUUCAACGUACUGAUUCAUUCCCUCUUAUUAUGAUUUUCGGUAAUUUACACUUAAACGCUAAUCCCACAGAUUUUGAAGCAUAUAUUUUUUAUAGUUCUUUCCCCCCGUUCCUUAUCUCAGCAGUCAAGCGAUUUAUUCCUAAUCCAAAAAAAAGAGAAUGAAAAACAAAUAAGAUAUUGUCAGUUCAGGAAGUGUACGGAGUUUCUGUCGAAAUUUCCUGGUGGCCAUCAUUCAAUACUUCAUGUUCAGGGUAUGAGGUUCCAGGUUCACUCUUAAAUCUUCCACAUUCAGUUUCUAGCCUCGAUACAAUUGAAGUUAACGUUUCUUCUUCUUCUUUAUUUCAAAAAAUCAUUAGACAUGAAAAUCACCCGAAUGUUUACAAUAUAAAAUUUUGUCAAUAAAAACUCAGCUGUCACCUUUCCCUCGCCGCUUAGUGUACUCACAUAAGUUUAGCAUAUGAAAGAAUGGGCACACAAAAAACGAGCAGCACAACUUCGUAAUGGACAUUGAUUACGGCAGCUAAAAGCAAAUGUUUGUAUGUAUUGUAAACUAUUGCGAUAUAACAAUGCAAAUGUACAGUUAUGCUAACACUGCAUAUGUAUCUGUGCAUUUCUGCGCGUCAGUGAACAGUGCUAUAACAAAUAUUAGAAUAAACAUUAGAUUUAUAUAAACAUAUAUA